This is a messenger RNA of Trifolium pratense (red clover), 2030 nucleotides long. RefSeq names its product tetratricopeptide repeat protein 38. Gene Ontology annotation, molecular function: protein binding. The transcript is spliced from 14 exons. Bases 116 to 1528 code for a protein of 470 amino acids. Lineage: Eukaryota; Viridiplantae; Streptophyta; Magnoliopsida; Fabales; Fabaceae. The record is from RefSeq and is a predicted model, not a curated record.
GACACGAAGAAAGAGUCAAAGAGAUGACUAGGAUGAACCCAAAAAGCACCUACACGAUCUUGUUUGUUAUUAUUAACAUUGGGAACUUAACACAUAGCAGAGCAGAAGAAGAACAAUGGAAGAAGAAGAAGGAAGGAUCAAAUUAGACGGUUGUGGGUACGAUGUUACAACUUCCUCUCAGCUCUGCAUUUCAGCCAUCAACUCCUACUACCAUCAGGUUCUCACCUAUGGUAGAAAGAGACGUGUGAUUCUGGAAGCACUGGUCCAUGAUAACAAUUGUGUCUUAGCAAACACCUUAGCAGCUCAUUUUGUUUCCUCUCAUUCUUCUCGAGCUACCUCUUUACUUCAUGCCGCUAAGUCUCAUCUUGAACAUGCAACCUUGUACGAGAAACUAGUUUUCGAUGCCAUCAGUUAUUUGAUGUCACAAGGUAGAGAUGACGAUGUAGCUGUUGAGUUGCAUUCUAAGCUUCUAAAGGAGUUCCCGAGAGAUUUGGUUUCUCUAAAGCGAGCACAAAUCUUGUGCUUCUACAUGGGCCGACCUGAUCUGUCUUUAUCCCUCGUUAACCAGGUUCUACCUCAAAACGAAGGAGAAAAUUACAUAUAUGGAAUGCUUGCUUUUCCUUUGUUGGAGCUUGGACGAAUGAAAGACGCCGAGGAGGCUGCCAAAAGAGGAUUCGAAAUCAACGAGCACGACGGGUGGUCACAGCAUGCUUUGUGCCAUGUACUUCAGUACGAGUGCCGUUUUAGAGAAGCUGUUAAGUUUAUGGAAGAAUGUUCGUCAUCAUGGAGUUCUUCUUCAUCUUUUAUGUUAACACACAAUUGGUGGCAUGUAGCACUUUGUUACUUAGAAGGCAGUGCUCCAAUGCAGAGCGUGCUCGAGGUAUAUGACAAUUAUAUAUGGAAGGAAUUAGACAAAACUGAUGCUGCGGCUCCCGAGGUUUACUUAAAUGCUGUGGCUCUGCUUCUGCGGUUGUGCGUACGUGAUGAAUUGGAAUUUUUUGGUGAUCGACUCCAUAAGCUUGCAGAUUGCCUUGCUGAUCAGGCAAACUGGUAUUUAGAGUGGCACCUUGAUGUAUUGACAGUUUGGGCUUUGGCAAAGACUGGACAAAUUUCGAAAGCAGACGAUCUUCUAAAGGGAUUAAAAGAAAGGAUUUCGAGGAUGACUAAAAAGAAGCAACAAAUAAUGCAGAAAGGAAUGAUGCUUGCAGAAGUACUUUAUGCAUAUGGAAGAGGUAACUACAAAUAUGGACUAGAACUACUUGGUCCAGAUUUUGACGGCAAUGAUUGCAAGAUAAUUGGUGCAUCUGAUGAACAAGUUGAUGUAUUCAACGAAGUUUGGUACAUCAUGUUGUUGAACAGCGGAGACGCAACAAAGGCAAUUGAAGUAAUUGAUAAGCGAAUCAAGAAGAGAGACGGAACUGCUUUCUUAUGGCGUUUGCUGGAGAGAGGAUACAAACUAGCAAAGAGACCGGAAGCUGAAAUUGCAAAUGAGAAAGCCAAGUUUUUCGAGAGUGCUUAUUUUAACUAAGUGAAUAAUUAUAGAAUCAAAACAUAUCCGGUUCUAUGUGAAUGCAUGUGAUGUGAAUGCAUAAGCUGCCAAUGCAAAAGAGAGUCCUACUCCUUUAGCAUGGUUCACUAUAUUAUUAUGAAAUAAAUGUAACUCAUAGUAUAUUAUAUAUGUAUAAAAAAUAAAUGCAACUCAAAAGUCAUAACAAUGACAAUGAUGCCUUGUUUGUGGUUGGCUAGGAGGAGCCUCCUUCCCCUCCUUUGUCCAUGAAUGAAAAUCUGCGUUCAUAUAGUUGAACGCUUUUAGAACCCUUUUUUUUUUAGGGCUCGCUUUUAGAACUUGUAGUUACAUAAGGUGAACAAUAGUCUUAGAAUUGGGAGUUGAGCUUAACUCAACUCUACUAAACCAACUUGUAAGGUGAUAAUUAACUCACUAUAUAAAGUCAUGUCUAGGUCAUCUCACCUCUGAUGUGGGGCUUCUUAUCAAAUAGACCAGUGCUUAAAAUCGGACAAACUUUUAUGGA